This is a messenger RNA of Phragmites australis (common reed), 839 nucleotides long. RefSeq lists its product as uncharacterized. The record is from RefSeq and is a predicted model, not a curated record. The transcript has 3 exons. Gene Ontology annotation, molecular function: protein binding. NCBI's taxonomy places the organism in Eukaryota, Viridiplantae, Streptophyta, Magnoliopsida, Poales, Poaceae. Bases 1 to 711 code for a protein of 236 amino acids.
AUGGGCACCAGCUACCUCCACUCAUCAGCUCGCACCCACCUCAUCAACGGCGUCCACCUCCCCUCCUGCGACGCCGGUCGCCGCCGGAGCAGCCCCGCUUCCGCCGCCAUCACCAUCAGCAUCGCCGAGGGCAGGGAGGCGUCAGCUGCUUGUGUCCGGCCUCUGCUCCUCGCGGCCGGCGGUAGCAGCAGUGCCGCCAGCGCGCGGGCCGCUGCCGGGGGAGAAGAAGGAGCUUUGGUAGGGUACGGUGGGCCGGUGGUGACGGAAGCAGAGCGUGCGGCGAGCGCGGCGGUGUCUCGGCGCGUCGGGGACGCCGUGGGGCUGCUCGAGCGCGGGCGGGAGCUGCAGGCGCGCGGGGAGUUCCCCGAGGCGCUGGCGUCGUUCACGCGCGUGGUGCGGGAGUGCGCGCGGGUGGGGCGGGCGCUAGUGCUGUACGAGAUCGGCGACCGCGACGAGUCCAUCGCCGAGAUGGGAGGGACGUCUCCAUCGCGCUCAAGGGGUACCCAGAGAUCCAUGCGGCGCUGGCGGCGGCGCUGUACGCGGACAAGCACGCGGCGCUACUGGCGGAGAACCAGUUCGCCAUUGCGACGCUGCUGGACCCGCACUAGACGGACCUCGCCUGCGUCAGGGACACCAAGCACUGGCCGCCCAAACUCGUCGCAUCGCUCCACGACUACUCUCGUAGGAAGGCACUCUUGGAGCCUCAAUUAGUAGUGGACUAGUGGUAGUAUAGUACAUCGUGUAUAUUUAUGAGUGUUUGAUUCAAGGAACCAAGUCAUCGUACAAUGGUUUAUAUAUGGAUUGGUUCGUCCCUGAGAUGAGUCGAUUACUAUUUUCUA